CCUAAUCCCGUUCCGUACAACGACCCUUCGAUUAAUACCCUUUUCCCCCUUCACAAGGAAACCACCCUCUAGAUCCGCGCCAAUUCCAUUUCCCCAUUCCCCGUUUACUUCGAUUCGCCCUCGAAAGAGCGAUGGCGGGGAGAAAACCGGGAGUAAUUGCUUUGUUCGACGUCGAUGGAACCCUCACGGCUCCGAGAAAGGUUGUAACUGCGCAGAUGCUCGAAUUCCUGCGAGAGCUUCGGGAGGUGGUUACAGUUGGUGUUGUGGGAGGAUCAGAUCUUGUUAAGAUAUCUGAACAGCUUGGGAACACAGUGAUUAAUGACUAUGAUUAUGUCUUCUCUGAAAAUGGCCUUGUAGCUCACAAGAAUGGAGAACUCAUUGGUGUCCAGAAUUUAAAAUCAGCGCUUGGAGAUGAGAAGCUAAAGGAAUUUAUUAAUUUUACACUUCAUUAUAUUGCUGAUUUGGAUAUCCCAGUAAAAAGGGGAACAUUCAUAGAGUUCCGAAGUGGGAUGAUUAAUGUUUCCCCAAUAGGGCGAAAUUGUAGCCAAGAAGAACGAGAGGAGUUUGAAAAAUAUGAUAAGGUACAUAAUAUAAGGCCGAAGAUGGUCUCUGUGCUUCGUGAAAGGUUUGCACAUUUGAACUUGACAUUUUCCAUUGGUGGACAGAUAAGUUUCGAUGUAUUUCCACAAGGAUGGGACAAGACCUACUGUUUGAGAUAUCUUGAAGAAUUCCAAGAAAUCCAUUUCUUUGGGGACAAAACAUACAAGGGAGGAAAUGAUUACGAGAUUUUUGAAUCUGAAAGAACCGUUGGUCACACAGUUACCAGUCCAGAGGAUACAGCAGAACAGUGCAGAUCUCUCUUCUUGUCAAAAUAAACUCUGGAUGGCCCGAGCAGUGUCGGCAUAUUGUUCUAUUUUAUUCAUUUUUGAAUCAGCAGAGCAAGAUCAUAGCAAAUCAAAUAAUUUGUCUUUUCAUUCGCCUUUCAUUGUUGUCGCCCCAUUAGCAGUUGAGUCCUUUGUCAGUAAUAGGAACUUGGAAUAAAAAUAGCCCUUUGUGUUAAAUUAUGACUGCGUAUUUCUGUUUACUCGAACCUCUGCUCAUAAUGUAUUGAGGGAUCAUUUAUUAUAUAUUUGAAGCGAAUGAAUAAAAGAGUUAUUUCACAGCCAA
This is a messenger RNA of Ananas comosus (pineapple), 1167 nucleotides long. Its product is annotated as phosphomannomutase. Gene Ontology annotation, molecular function: phosphomannomutase activity. Gene Ontology annotation, cellular component: cytosol. NCBI's taxonomy places the organism in Eukaryota, Viridiplantae, Streptophyta, Magnoliopsida, Poales, Bromeliaceae. Gene Ontology annotation, biological process: mannose metabolic process; protein N-linked glycosylation; GDP-mannose biosynthetic process. The coding region runs from base 132 to 875 and encodes 247 amino acids. The record is from RefSeq and is a predicted model, not a curated record. The transcript has 12 exons.